CGCCAACUAGUGAGCAAAUACUAUAUCCCAGUUUCCAUUGAGUGGACCGUUAUUCCAGGAGACACGCUAGCGGAGCUUAACCCGUUCACGCUGGCGCCGCCACCGCCACCGCCACCGCAAGCGCCGCACUUGCGCCCGCUGCGUGCCGCCGCUCCGCCCGCUACCGCGCCGCAAUUAUUGGCCGCGCUUACAGAGAGGCUCCAAGAGCUUCAAACGGACCGCUCGCGCACGGCUGCGAAGCGUGACGAGUGCCGCGAUAGGCUUGUUCACGCGAUACGCACACGUGAAUCGCGCGGUGCACGCUGCGGGCAGCUGGAUGCGGCUUAUAGGCGUGCACAGGCGGCUCGAGGCUACCUUACUGACCUUAUUGAAUGCCUGGAUGAAAAGAUGCCAGAGCUGGAAGCGCUGGAGGCGCGCGCGUUAGCGCUGCAGCGGCGCCGCUGCGAGUUCGUGGUGGAGCGGCGCCGCGCCGACGUGCGCGACCAGGCGCAUGACGUCAUGGCGCUCACCGGUACGCUACUAUGUUCCUUACGCCAGGCCUGUUCAUCUCCAUGAGUUUGCAUCGAAAACAAAACACGCGCGAUUACCCAUCCUGAGAUACCUCA
Ostrinia furnacalis (Asian corn borer) is the source of this 605-nucleotide messenger RNA. Its product is annotated as PAX3- and PAX7-binding protein 1-like. The annotation marks the transcript as partial. The transcript is spliced from 3 exons. The record is from RefSeq and is a predicted model, not a curated record. Gene Ontology annotation, biological process: mRNA splicing, via spliceosome. Gene Ontology annotation, molecular function: DNA binding. Lineage: Eukaryota; Metazoa; Arthropoda; Insecta; Lepidoptera; Crambidae. Gene Ontology annotation, cellular component: nucleus.